Pleuronectes platessa (European plaice) is the source of this 5747-nucleotide messenger RNA. It is a transcript of the gene hoxb3a, whose product is annotated as homeobox B3a. The transcript is spliced from 6 exons. Gene Ontology annotation, molecular function: DNA-binding transcription factor activity, RNA polymerase II-specific; RNA polymerase II cis-regulatory region sequence-specific DNA binding. Gene Ontology annotation, cellular component: nucleus. Gene Ontology annotation, biological process: regulation of transcription by RNA polymerase II. The record is from RefSeq and is a predicted model, not a curated record. Lineage: Eukaryota; Metazoa; Chordata; Actinopteri; Pleuronectiformes; Pleuronectidae. The coding region runs from base 734 to 2176 and encodes 480 amino acids.
AGGUGUGAAUGAUUCUUUUAAAAAUAGAGUGAGGAAAAAUUAUCACAAUUGCCAUUUUCUGGAGACGGAAAGAAGAAGAGCAGAGGAAGAAAAAAUCAUAAUGACAAGAAGAGAGGGAAUAGGAGAGAAGACGAGGAGGAGGAGGAAGAGACGCAGCUCCGCGAGCUACAGAGGACCGCACACAAGAGCCCUUCUGCCAGGAGACGCACAGGGCAGCGAACAGAGGGACGCACAUGGAGGAGUGGAAAAAAAAGAAGACGUCUUGGAAGACACUCUGGAAGAUACCCCCCUCCUCCUCCCCCUUCCUUAUACACAUAAACACUCGUACACACACACACCUCCCCUCCCCACGCACCAGCCAGCUACUUUUUACACCCCACAAGUAUCCCACCAUAAGAAAAGAAAAACUUUCUUCUCCCCCCCCCCUUCCUCUUUCAUUGGAAAGAAGAAAAUCCAUCCAAAGAAAGUCCAAGAAAUCAGUCGGAGAGCCCACCCGGCGCAAAAGGAAGAUGGCUCAGAGGUCGCUCCAAGUGGUGACGUCCAAGUUCUUAGGAGCUUUCUGGAAGCCGUUCUUUUCCAUCCAAACAUUGGGAAGUAGGAGAAAGUCUUCCGGUCAGAUUGCAGGGGACCGUUGGAGAGACACCGUCACGUGACCCCCGGUACCAAAUGGUCUUCCGGCAGUGGUUUUCAACAAGGACCGGAGCACAAGCAGACGCCGCCACUUCUCUCAGAAAUGCAGAAGACCACGUACUACGACAACUCCUCGACGCUCUUCGGUGGCUACUCGUCCUACCAGGUGCAGGGGGCGGCAGCGGCGGCAGCAGCAGCCGCCAACGGCUUUGGGGGCUAUGAUGCCCCGGUCCCAGUGUCCCACCACCAGCCGGCCUUCCAGUCGGCGACCCAUCUGGAUGUGGAUUCGUACCAGCGCUCUGCCUGCUCUUUACAGUCGCUGGGCAGUAACAGUGGCCACCAGCAGCAGCAGCAGCUAGCCAAGACCAAGGAGCUGAAUGGCAGCUGCAUGAGGCCCAGCCUGCCACCUGAGCACCACCCUGGCUCCCAAGUGUCCCCUCCACUACCCCCCAACCCCAACAACGGUAAUACAGGGGCUCAGCAGCCGGGGGGCAGCAAUGGGGCCUCCUCAGCCUCCAAAUCAGCCCCCAAUAAGUCCUCUAAUUCCUCCUCCUCAACAUCCUCCUCCUCCUCUUCACUGCCCCCGAACCCCACCAUGGCCAAGCAUAUCUUUCCCUGGAUGAAGGAAAGCCGCCAGGGGACCAAGCAGAAAAGCGGUUCACCCAGCAACAACUCUGGCAACGCAUCAGGUGGAGCUGAAAGUGGUAGCGGCGGGGAGAAGAGUCCUACCAGCGGGUCGUCAGCAUCAUCUAAGCGGGCUCGUACGGCGUACACCAGCUCCCAGCUGGUUGAGCUGGAGAAGGAGUUUCACUUCAACCGCUACCUGUGCCGGCCACGGCGCGUGGAGAUGGCCAACCUGCUCAACCUCUCUGAACGCCAGAUCAAGAUCUGGUUCCAGAACCGACGCAUGAAGUAUAAGAAGGACCAGAAGUCCAAGGGCCUGAGCUCCAGCUCUGGUGGACCUUCACCGACCGGCUCCCCGCCCCUGACCAUGCAGUCUUCCGCCAGCUUCCUCAACUCAAUACACCCCAUGGGUGGGGGAGGGGGGUCAGGCUAUGAUGCCCCAUCUCCACCAUCUUUUGGCAAGCCCCACCAGGGAGUGUCUUACUCCAUGUCCACUGCCUACUCCAACGUCCCCAUGAAGGGUUGUCCCUCCCAGCAGAAGUACGGUGCCCCAGACCCAGACUAUGGUGACCCCCAUCCCCACCACGGCCUAGUGCAGGCCACCAAUGCAGGAUAUGGGACUCCCAACAACAUGCAGGCCAGUCCAGUCUAUGUGGGGGGUGGCAGCUAUGGGGAACCCAUGCCUGGCUCGGGGCCCUCCAUUUAUGGGCUCAACCACCUAGGCCCCACACCACCCCAUCAUCAAACAAUGGACUACAAUGGCGGAGGGGCUAUGUCAGCCGCCAACCAGCACCACGUGGGUGGGGGCCCCCCCCCGGGUACCUGUGACCCACCCACACACCCCACAUACACUGAGCUGUCAGCGCACCACACCUCGACUCAGGGCAGAAUCCAGGAAGCACCCAAGCUCACUCACCUGUAGCAGCAGCUCCUGGUUCAGGGAUGACGUGACACUAAUGUGAGUAUCAGGCCAAAGGAUCAGCAUCACUGUCACAAAUCCCUCCCAAUUAUUAUUAUUGUAUAAAAAAACAAAAAAUCUUUAACCAUUAGGAAAACUUUAAAUCUCCUGUCUCCUGUGGCUUUUCAAAAGUUUCUUGCAGGAUGCUUGGCAAACAUAGCAAUCAUACCUUACAACUACAAUGCUACUGUUUAGCUGCUGGUUAGAGCCAAGACUCCACAAAAAUGACGAGGGUGGCAGAUUGAGGAGGAAAAGUUGGUUUGUUAUCUUAUAAAUCAUUGUUCAAAGUCUGUUCUCACGAUUUGUUCAGGCGCUGCACGAAUCAUAUAAGUCUAUAAAUUCAAUUAGGGGGAAAUUAAUGUAGGCAGAGAGAUUUAUUGUUUAAAAAAAGCUCAUCUGGGCUACUUUGAACUCCUUCAAACAUGCAACCGAUGCUGCUGAAGUGUCCCUGUGCAAACCACUGAAACCCAGCCUGACCUCUAAACUUGGACGUAUUUGCAUGAGAAAAAAUUGUUUUUCAGCUUGAACAUUCCUCAUGUUUUCCCUCAAGAGUCACAGUAAAAUGCUGUAGUGUUUUCUUUUAUAGAGCUACUUCUGUGGAGUAGUCUGACAUCUCCUUAGCUCUAUUCUGAAAAUGGUGAGCAAGACCUUGAAUUCUGUGUUGAAGCUUUUGGAAAAAAAAACAUUAGCAAGCGGCCGCUUGUGUAAAAAUUUAGUAAUCCGAUUUAGUGAUUGAUUCAAGGCCCCAAAACUCUUGGACAGUCCAGUGGACGAUGAGUGUAUGGAUGUCAGCCAUGCCUGUGCUGACUGAUUUGAUGUACUAGCCUCUGUGCAUGCAGACACCACCACUGUGCACCCACCCUGUUCUGCUAAUGAAUCAACUCAACCAUUUGAAUGUGUCUCUUUAUCACUGCACUUUUCGGCUCCCUGGGUUGCUUUUUUACUUUUAAUGUACAAAAAUGCUAAUUUUCAUUGUUGGGCAGUAAAAUAGUUUCACUUGGAGACACAAGAUGAGUCCCCUGUGACACAGACUGGGGUGUCACUGUAUAAAGGGAAGCAGAAGCUGAGAACUUCUCCCUUUAUCUCUUUGUCUCCAUGUUUCCUACACACAGACACGUGAUGAUCCUCGUGCUUCCUGUUUGUCCUGUGUUAAUGUUUAUGACCAAAAUAUUGCCCUGAGGCCUGCGCCUUGGCCUGGUCACAUGGUCUCUAACCCCACCCCACCUCUCUCUCUCGCUCUCUCUCUCUCUCUCUCUCUCUCUCUCUCUCUCUCUCUCUCUCUCUCUCUCUCUCUCUCUCUCUCUCCUGGGCCUGAGAGCAGCAGCUUAAAACUUGGAACAUAAAUCAAGCUCCCAUAAAUAAUGGCCGCACUUCCCUUUACAUCUCCGUUGGACUAACAGACAAUAAAAACACCAAUAAGCAGAGAUUGGAUCUAAUUUAUUGCCUCAUAAAAGCAGACGAAGAGCUCAGCUCGACUGCAGCUGAAAACCGCUCAGCUCACACAGCGCAACACGCUCACACGCACGUACACAGCACUGCUGCACAGUGUAAACUCUACAGAAUAUAACAGAGCAUUAAUAAAGUGACGAGUGCGAGGCUGUAACCUGUUUAAAUGGUCACACGUGAUCCAUAUCUGUGCAGCGUGCAGCUGCUCUCAUCUUCCAAAUCCAAACAAUAAUGAUAAUAAUAGUAACCUAGAAGCUGGUGGAAGCAGUAGCGGUUUUUAUUGGAUGGAAACAAGUUGUUUUACUCCAUAGACUAAACAGAAUGGCUAAUCGUUAUUUUAUAACAUCAGAAACUAUUUAAUUUAACAAUUUAUUCAGCUUGAAACCCGGCCCUGGAUCAAUCAAAGUCAAUAAUUACAAAUCAUUGUUAAUAAUUUAAAGGAAUUAAAGUUUUUAUUUAGAUCUUAAGGAAAAAUAAGAAAAUGCACAUUAUCAGUAAAGUAAUGCAGAAGUAGAGAAGCACAUAUGGCUACAAUAAAAUAGAAUAUAAAUAAAUUAAAUCACAUUCAAAAAAGAAAAUCGAAUAAAUUUGGAUAUUUCAUACACAGUACACAUCUUCAGCAGUAAUCCACACUCGCAGUGUAAUCGUCGUCGCGCUGUCCACCAAAACUCUACAUAAACCGGGAAGAGUUUAAAAAUAAAAUCUCUUGUAAAAAGUAUUGUUAAAAUAAGUAAAAAAAGCAGAGUAGAGCGGUGAGGAGUAUGGAGCUCGGUCAACAGCUUGUUGUUUGGGCUUGUGUUUGCUGUGUGUGUGUGUCCAUGCGCCCUCGGCCUACUCACUGCCUGCGCCUUUCUCUUUGCGCUCAAUAGCCCCUCACUCCCACACACGUCCCCGCUUUCUCUGGCUCCCUCUCCCUUGUUUUGUCGGAGUCAUCGGGUGAAGCCAAAUGGCAUGGGAAGCAGAGUCGAGCUAAACAGCUUCUACCCAAUUGGCUCCAGUUUCUGAUUUUUUUUUUCUUUAAUUCAAAAGAUAAAAUGUUUCCUUGCGACGUUUCCAUGUGCGUAAGAGCCGCGCGUAAAAGCGACGUGAAGAUAACAAACCGUGGAGCUAAAGCAGAGAGGGUAAGACCGGAGCUUCCCUUGUUAUGGAGGCAGAGCGCGGCCCACUGUCAGCCUCUUUGCAGCCGCAGAAAGAUUGAUCACCGCACUUCUUUUUUUCCCCACUCGGGCUUCCACGGGCCCUCCCCAAAAUAUCCUCUGCUGAACUCCCGAGGUCCUGAUCUUUAUUUAAAAAAAAUAACCUACAUGUGGGUUCUGUAAAGUGUGAGGGCUCGCACUGCUCACUUAUCACUCACUGUUACAUGCACGUCCAUGCAGCCGUGUUAUUACUACUGCUGUUAUAGGGGAACAUGUCUCCUCUCCUUCAUGGCAUCAUGGAGCGACCUCGCUGUGAACCCUCUCUCUCUCUCUCUCCGCGUAAACACACCGUACAUUUUUAACUCUCUCUCUCACACACACAAGCACACGCACACAAACACAGACACACUCUGGUUGGGAGAGAGAAACAUGCGAGCUUGCAAGAAUAAUUUCUGCGUGCACAGACUAUUUUAGGUUGAGAUAUAUUUUUACAAUAUCUAUAGGUUUCUCUCUUUCUUUGAACAAACACGCACUCGCACUGCUCGAACACCUAUUUUAAAAGGUAGAAUGAUUAAAUACAUAAAGAGACCUCGUUCAAAUACAAAAAAUAUACACUUACACUUGGGCUCUCUUCUCACCUCCUCUCAGAUAAAUCUAACUUUCCCUCUGUCUGAUCUGGGUAAAUCUCUCCAUCCUCCUGUCCUCCUGAGCCACUGCGCCAUCUAAAAUCCCCAUCCGCAUUUCUUUCUGUGUAAAUUUGGGAUUUUCAGCUUCUGUCACACUUUAUAAGAUUAAUGAGCUGAGUGCUGUAAACACUGUUUUUUUUUCUUGGUCCAGAAGGAGCCAUAUUGCAAACAGAGCCUGCUCCAGCUCCAUUCGCCGAAUGUUCACUGUCAUUACAUCACUCACAGGAUCGAAGGAAAAACAUAAUUGUGGAGAUGUUCUAUUGUUUG